GUCUGAGCCACUUCUGAUUGACUGCUGUAUCUGGGAAGCAUUCCGGGCAGCUUGUACAUGCCUGUUUCCACAGCUUCUGCCCAUCAUGGUCCUGUUGCUACAGGCAGCAGCAAUAAUCCUGCUGCUGGCCUUCCUGCCUGGAUCAGUCGCUACUCCAUCACGGCACCUGUGUGGCUCCAACCUGGUGGAUGCGCUUUACCUAGUCUGUGGGCCCAAGGGUUUCUUUUACUCCAACAGAAGCAAGAGGGACCUGAAGGCUUUGUUGCAUUUGCUCUCAAAUCUAGCGGAUUAUGAGGUAGUGGAGGCUGAUCCAUUAAAAGAGAAUGUGAUGAAGAUGAAGAGAGGGAUAGUGGAACAGUGCUGUCACAGGCCCUGCACCAUGUAUCACCUGGAGGACUAUUGUAGCUGAAACUCUCUCUGUGAACAAGCAUAAAUGCUAGGUGAACGUUCAAGAUUUUACAAAUAAAUUAUAAAGUGCAAGAA
Messenger RNA from Xyrauchen texanus (razorback sucker), 483 nucleotides. It is a transcript of the gene insb, whose product is annotated as preproinsulin b. The transcript has 3 exons. The record is from RefSeq and is a predicted model, not a curated record. The coding region runs from base 86 to 409 and encodes 107 amino acids. NCBI's taxonomy places the organism in Eukaryota, Metazoa, Chordata, Actinopteri, Cypriniformes, Catostomidae. Gene Ontology annotation, cellular component: extracellular region. Gene Ontology annotation, molecular function: hormone activity.